UAAAUACUAAGCUCUCAAGCACACGUCAUGUUCACAACACUAAAUACACAACUAUGCUUGCACUUGAUCCAGACCGAUGUCGGGAGCUCUCUCAGCCUAAUCUGUUCGACUUCUCCGUCUCUGUCUUCAUUGUCGUCGGCAUCCUCGUGUCCUACCUCCCACAACAUUAUAAGAUCAUUUCCCGCCGCUCUUCUCGCGGACUGAGCCCGAUGUUUGUGCUCCUGGGGACUGUCUCGGGAACAGCAAGCAUCGCGAAUAUGUUGACGCUACCGGAGAGCACACAGGACAUGGGGUGCUGUAAGGAGAUCAGCCGUUUUGCAUGCGCUUCGGCUUUGCUUGGGAUUGCGCAGAUUGGCGUCCAGUGGACUUGUUUCUUCUUCAUCAUGAUGCUCUUUCUCAUCUUCUUCCCCCGAAACCUCCCCGAAGAAGAGGCAGAAGCCAAUAUGCCCACGUGGAAAGAAGCAAUCAUAGUUCUUGCCGCCUCACUCGCCUUCUUCAUCUUCGCCUUCCUCGGGUCCAUCAUCUUCGUCUACGCUGCAUCCUCCCAUCUCCGUGGCUGGGCAAACUUUCUCGGUGUCCUGGGCACCCUCCUUGCAGGCGUCCAAUACAUCCCGCAAAUAUUAAUGACGUGGGAACUGCAGGCUGUGCGCAGUCUGAGUGUCCCAAUGAUGUGUAUACAGACGCCCGGUAGCUUUGUAUUUGCCGCGAGUUUGGCUGUGAGGCUGGGGCCUGGUGGUUGGAGCGCUUGGGGCCUGUUUAUUUUCACAGGUUGUUUACAGGGGUGUUUGUUGGUCAUGAGUUUGUGCUUUUUAUGGAGAGACUGGAAGGCGAAGAAAGCUGGACCUGGACCUGGAAAUGGGGAGGCGCAUGGCAAUGGGGUAUUAUUGUAUGAAGGGGAGAGCGAGGAGACGCCGUUGUUGGGGAAUGACAGGGUUAGCGGAAGACCGUGAGUGGUUAGUGGUUAGGCUUUAGUGUUGAAGAUAAUCCU
This is a messenger RNA of Lindgomyces ingoldianus, 988 nucleotides long. RefSeq lists its product as uncharacterized. The record is from RefSeq and is a predicted model, not a curated record. The coding region runs from base 54 to 950 and encodes 298 amino acids. Lineage: Eukaryota; Fungi; Ascomycota; Dothideomycetes; Pleosporales; Lindgomycetaceae. The transcript is spliced from 3 exons.